AUGGCUGGGAAUAUGAAGGUUUUGAAUGCGCUUGAUUCCGCAAAAACACAAUGGUAUCACUUCACAGCAAUCAUAAUAACUGGUAUGGGAUUUUUUACUGAUGCCUACGAUCUCUUCUGCAUAUCUCUAGUCACUAAGUUGCUUGGACGUAUUUACUACCAUGUCGAUGGCUCUUCAAAGCCUGGUUCACUACCUCCUAAUGUUUCCGCUGCUAUCAAUGGUGUCGCCUUCUGUGGUACCAUUGCGGGACAACUCUUCUUUGGAUGGAUUGGUGACAAAAUAGGAAGGAAGAAAGUCUAUGGCAUAACCCUUAUGAUUAUGUCUAUCUGUUCCAUUGCUUCUGGCCUUUCUUUUGGUAGGGAUCCUAAGACCGUCAUGGCCACCCUCUGCUUCUUUCGCUUCUGGCUUGGUUUUGGUUUUGGUGGCGAUUACCCCCUUUCUGCUACUAUUAUGUCUGAAUAUGCCAACAAAAAGACUAGGGGUGCCUUCAUUGCUGCUGUUUUCGCUAUGCAAGGAUUUGGUAUCCUCGGAGGUGGUAUCUUUGCCAUCAUUAUCUCUGCUGUAUUCCAGGCUUGUUUCAAGGCGCCAGCCUAUCAAGUGGAUCCCCUUGGUUCAACCGUUCCUCAAGCCACUGCAGAUAUGGAAAACGUUAUGCAGGUUGACAUUGGGACAGACCAAAAAGAGCCUGCUGUAAAGUCCGGCAAUGAAUUUGGUUUGUUCACGAAACAAUUUCUUAGGCGACAUGGUCUUCACUUGCUUGGCACAGCCAGCACAUGGUUUCUUCUUGAUAUUGCAUACUACAGCCAAAACUUGUUCCAAAAGGAUAUCUUCAGUGCCAUUGGAUGGAUUCCUGCUGCCAAGACUAUGAAUGCAAUUGAAGAGGUUCAAAAAAUUGCACGAGCCCAAACUCUUAUCGCUCUCUGCAGUACCGUGCCUGGAUACUGGUUCACAGUAUUCCUCAUUGACAGGAUUGGCAGGUUUACCAUUCAAUUGAUUGGUUUCACAAUGAUGACAGUGUUCAUGUUUGCUCUAGCCAUUCCUUACCACCACUGGACUCUCCCUGGCCACCAUAUCGGGUUUGUGGUCCUCUAUUCACUGACCUUCUUUUUUGCCAACUUUGGACCCAACGCCACUACAUUUGUCGUGCCUGCUGAGAUUUUCCCUGCUAGAUUGCGGUCGACUUGCCAUGGAAUAUCAGCUGCAUGUGGAAAGUUAGGGGCAAUGGUUGGUGCAUUUGGAUUCCUGUAUUUGGCUCAACCACAAGACAAGACCAAGGCUGAUGCAGGGUAUCCUGCUGGAAUUGGGGUGAGGAAUUCACUCAUUGUCCUUGGCGUAGUCAACCUUCUCGGAUUAUUUUUCACUUUCUUGGUUCCAGAAUCGAAGGGGAAGUCACUUGAAGAGAUGUCAAGGGAAAACGAAGACUCAACUGAGGAAGGAGCAGAAGUGGAGAAUCAUUCAUCCGAUAAUAGGACAGUUCCUGUGUAAAAGCAGUUACUAGUUUCAUCUCUUUCCAUUCUAUCCUUCAUAUGUUCUGCAAAGGUUCUAUGAAGCUAUUAGUG
This is a messenger RNA of Solanum tuberosum (potato), 1559 nucleotides long. Its product is annotated as probable inorganic phosphate transporter 1-7. The coding region runs from base 1 to 1485 and encodes 494 amino acids. The record is from RefSeq and is a predicted model, not a curated record. Gene Ontology annotation, cellular component: membrane. Gene Ontology annotation, molecular function: transmembrane transporter activity. Gene Ontology annotation, biological process: transmembrane transport. Lineage: Eukaryota; Viridiplantae; Streptophyta; Magnoliopsida; Solanales; Solanaceae. The transcript has a single exon.